This is a messenger RNA of Achroia grisella, 1826 nucleotides long. RefSeq names its product enkurin. The record is from RefSeq and is a predicted model, not a curated record. Gene Ontology annotation, molecular function: calmodulin binding. The transcript is spliced from 4 exons. Gene Ontology annotation, cellular component: acrosomal vesicle. Bases 60 to 824 code for a protein of 254 amino acids. Lineage: Eukaryota; Metazoa; Arthropoda; Insecta; Lepidoptera; Pyralidae.
AUAUUUUUACAGAUUUAUAUUAUUUACUAUAUUUCUUCUGUUCAACGUUCAUUUAAAAAAUGUCUUUAGUAGAAAUAUUCCAGCACGAUGAAGUCAUUUACACAAUUCUGGAUAAACCACUGCCAGAUCCGCCUAAAACGCCGAGGUAUGAAUCCAAACUUGAAAAAGAAUUAAAGGAAAGAAAGAUACCUCAACUUCGACACACUUUCGGAUAUGCUGAAACACCCCUGAAAACCCCUGAGAAUUUUCUAAAGAAAGGAGAAGGAAUUGGACAGCCUGUUAAGAAAUCUGAUCACAAAUGUUUUGCCUCUGGUAAUUUGCCGCCAGUGCCGAAGCGUCUACCUCCGGGGAAAAAAACAGAGAAAUCGAAGACUAACUUCAAAAUAUUAAACAUGAAGAAAGCUAUAAAAACUAAAGCGAAACCUGUAGAACCUAGGCUUGUGGAUACAAGAGACGGUCAUAUAAAAAAGAUAAAGGGCUCUGGAGAAGUGCCGGAGUACUGCUUAAGGCCGGACUUCGGGAAAAUGCCUACAUAUUUAGUGAACAGAAACAAACGAAUACAAAAGGAAUUGGAUAAGAUCAGAUAUGCCGAGGAAAAUAGGGAGAGUUUGUGCAAGCAAAUCUCUGAGGAUGAACGACAGAAGUUAUUAGAUGAUCUCAAGUACAACUGGGAGCUGAUGCAGAAAGCAUUUUUACAAUUGCCAAUGCUUACGGACACUAUGCCGAAAAUUCUUAAGAAAACUAAAAUGGAACAGGAGUUGAGACAGUUGGAGAAAGACAUCGCUCUGAUUGAAAGCAAUCCUUUCAUUUAUCUUUAUGAAUAAUAUGCAGAUAUGCUGCGAUUAUAGAUGUAUAACCUCAGCAGUUAUUGUAACACUGUUCGCUUGAAUUAAAUAGAGGUAUGAAUACUUAAUUAGUACUUACCUACAUAUAUAUACACAUGUAUAAAUCUGUGUGUUUUUUAGAGUUGACAUGUCAUACAAGCACAUUGAAUAAAUGUGUCAAGUACUGAGCACAGAAAACUAAAUAAAUUUGUUUGGUAACUAUACAAUUUUUUGUUCAUUAAUUCUCCUUAAUUAACAAAGAGAAAAUUUAACUCAAAUUCAAGAGGGCAGUGCUCCAGCAUAUAGUUUAAUAAAACAACGAUUGGACAAAAUUAAUAAUAAUUUAUUUCGACCAAAAAUUACAAUGUUCACAAAAAUAUGGAAUGUGGGACUGUACCUACAUUAGUAAUCCUUAAUCCUAAUUGACUAGAUUUAAAGACUAAUUACAUGCAGAGACCGGAGCCUCUAUUUCACAGAUAUGUCGCCCUAACUAGUCUCUAAAAUGUACUACUCUAUAAAAAUAGGUGUAAUACAUAACAUAUUGUUGACUAUUGGCAUGACUGAAAAAUAAGAUUUGUAAACCGUUUUUAGAUAGCUUCUUUAUUGAUUUCAACCAAACGGCAGGAGUCUUGUAAGAACACGUCGAGAGUGUACGUAUCUCGCGCCUUUAUUUUAUGCAUAAUACCACAAAAUUGAAAUUAAGAUACACACAAUUUCCAUUCCCGUAUUGUAAACUGUGUUCCACAAUGUCUGCACGAGCCGUUUUAUUUAAAUAGUGCUUGAAAACAAAGUCUGCCCUGAAGUUAAUAUAAAUACAAAUCUCUAAGAGAGUGCGACAUUUUUUUAAUGAAACAGGUAAAAAAAUAUAUGUUAAUAAGUGAACAAAAGCGUCCUAUAUGAUUAAAUGAUAUUGACUUUGACAUAUUUAUUUGUUAUUAUAUAAUCUUACGAAUACAUUACGAAAUUGGCAGAAAAAUAUAUGUAAAAGUAGUAUUUUAUAUU